Molecule: messenger RNA, 1118 nt
Organism: Gamsiella multidivaricata
Lineage: Eukaryota; Fungi; Mortierellomycota; Mortierellomycetes; Mortierellales; Mortierellaceae
Product: large-conductance mechanosensitive channel
Exons: 5
Coding region: 403-1035 (210 amino acids)
Biological process (GO): intracellular water homeostasis; monoatomic ion transmembrane transport
Cellular component (GO): membrane
Molecular function (GO): mechanosensitive monoatomic ion channel activity
Source: RefSeq, a predicted model, not a curated record
UGCGAUUUCGAUCCACAGCCUGUAGACUGGACUGUUUGUCGCGUUUGGGAUGGAAGGAUUCACGCGCGUUCAUUGGCUAGGCCGUCUUACAGUAAUGUAUGGUAUGAUAUGAUACGGCAGCAUGGCCCAGGGACAAGAGACAAGGGGUACAGACUAUCGUAGGCCCCUUGAUUCCCCUCCUUUGCUCCACGGGAUACAUCAUAGCUAUGGUUAUAGGCAGAAAGAAACCCCGCCUGAUCAUAUGUACGUCGCACUCUUCUUUUCUUUCUAUGUCAUCCCCUCCGCUUCUUUCUUGCUUUCCCUCUUCCUUUUCUUUCUUCUCGUUUUUGAACCCAGCUCAUCCUCGACUCCACCAAGGAAGCAAGGACCCUGCUUUCGUAGGAACAAGGAUAUCUCUCAAAAAUGCCCUCCACACCAGACAACAAUUCAGGACAAGGCGCGCGCAGGAACAGGAUCCAUGACGUGGAGGACUCUGCUCGGAUCUCACUGCUGCACGGAGGCGAAACCAUCUCCCGCAAAGCCAAGACAUUCUGGGGGCAUUUCAAGGACUUUAUCGACAAUGGGAAUGUUAUCGCACUAGCGGUCGGUCUGAUCCUGGGAGCAUCCUUUACGGCUCUGGUCAACUCGCUGGUCGAUGAUAUCAUCUCACCUCCACUUGGUAUAACGCUGGGUCAGGCCAGUCUUGAAAACUUGUUUGUGGUGAUCAAGGACGGGAAAAAUGCUUCAACACACUAUAUGACAUUGGAACAAGCCCGUGAUGAUGGUGCGGUAUGCAUUGCCUAUGGUCGCUUUAUCCAGAUGACCUUCAACUUUUUCACUGUGGCCCUGGUCCUCUUUAUUCUCAUCCGACUGUUCCAGUCAUUCCAGCAGGAGGAGAUCAUCAAGAGCAAGGUCAAAUGCAAGUACUGUCGCCAAAAGAUCAAUAAGAACGCUACUCGCUGCCAGUUCUGCACGUCCUGGCAGGACGCCGCAGAACCCAAUCAUGUCGUCAGUCCGGCACCUCUCACCCGCUCAGACGGAUACAUGAGCAACUAGACCACGGAUUUUCAGAAAAUAAAAAACGGCAUCUCAAUCGAACAGUUCCUCUCACUGCGCCCAACAAUAAAAUUGUGAAACAC